UGCAAUUGUCAUUUGUACAGCUCAAAAAAAUUAUUUCAUAAUCGUACGCAAUCAGUUGUUUGUAUUUUCAUUCAUUAAUGAGCUCGCAAACAGAAUUUUUUGUUUUCAGUUUAAUUUUGUACUUACAGUAAACGAGAUGGAAAACAAAGUGGAAGAAGUACCAGAGUAUUUAAACUCGGCACUCUUAACAAAAGCCAUUCAAAGUUUUAAAAACGAUGAAACAAUUGAACUUAUUAAGUUUGAAAUUAAUCCAGCAUUCAGUGAGCAUUAUGCGAGUAAAAUGUAUCGUUCGAAAAUGGAAUUUAAAAGCACUAAAUAUCCGCAAUCUGAAAAUGAAGUGCUGAAUGUUGUGAUUAAGACAAAGCCUGUCAAUGACCCAAUGUUGGAUAUGGUUUUGUCUGGCGGACCUCUUUUUGAGACUGAAAUGGAAAUGUAUGAGAAGGUCUUGCCGGGAAUGCAUCAAUUGUAUGAGCGUAAUGGAAUGAAAGUUGAAUUUGGGCCAGAAUUGAUUUACAUUACAACGGAGCCCACUUCAAUAAUUAUAUUAAAAGAUUUAACACCUGAUGGCUACACAAUAUUCCGUAACCCACCCGAAAACAUCGAGGAUUCUAAAUUGUUCAUUAAACGACUCGCACAAUUUCAUGCUGCAUCGAUUUAUCUUGCGGAAAGUAAUGAGGUUGAGGUUACACAUUUUGAGUAUUCAAUCUACAAGUCUGAAAAUAUUGUCGACCACUUCUUCCGUGACACGAUCAAAGCUUUUAGAGAGGUUGUUGAAGGAUGGGAUGGCUAUGAAGAUUAUUUGCCGAAACUUGAGCAUUUAAUUGAAAACAUUGGAGCAAGUGGAGUGAAGUCUUACACCCCAAAUUCGAAAGGUUGUGGCUUUAACGUUUUAAAUCAUGGCGAUUUUCAUCUACGUAAUAUUUUAAUUAAGCCUGAUGCUGAGCGACGAAUUGAAAAUGUUUCCUUUGUCGACUACCAAUUAAAUGUAUGGUGCAGCCCCGUUGUUGAUCUAACUUAUAUGAUGGGACUUUUUAAGAUUGCCGAUAAUUAUACUGAUCAAAAAGCAGAAAUAGUCGUAUUUUAUCAUCAAGAGCUCGUAAAUGCUUUGAAGUCCAUUGGAUAUAUGAAACCUCCACCGUCAUUAUUGGAUGUAAAUAUUGAACUAUUGAAGCAUGGCUCUAUGAACAUUGCAAUAUGGAUUAAUUUCUUCCCGUUCAUGUUUAUCGAUUGGGAGACUGUAUCUGUUGAUGAUAUGAUGGCAAAUGACAGUGAAAAAAGUAGGAAUUUCAAGAAAAAUUUGUACAAUUCACCGGUUUUGAGAUCAUUGCUAAAAUCAGAAAUGAGGCAAUGGAUGUUGAAAGGAUGGUGGUAAACUAUGCUGUAUGUGUAAAUUGAAAAUGGUAUAUAAAGGAACGAAUGUAAUUGGAUUCAAA
This is a messenger RNA of Chironomus riparius, 1433 nucleotides long. The record is from the annotation of a GenBank genome assembly. NCBI's taxonomy places the organism in Eukaryota, Metazoa, Arthropoda, Insecta, Diptera, Chironomidae.